AGGAUAUGUAAAAUUCUCCAAAGGAAAAUCCUCCUGUUGGUAUCAAUUAUGAUUUGAUUAUUAAUUUAGAUACAGGAAGCAUCGUUUAGGAAAUUUAUAGAGAAGAAUAUAUUCCAGUUCAAUAGAUUUAAAGAAGAGAGGAGGAUGCAGUAUUUAUUGAUGAAAACCCUUAAAUUGUGUUGGAGAAACUCAUGAAGCUAAAAGAUUGCCAUUACAAAGAGAGGUAAACUAAGUGAUAACGAUAGACUUGCUUUUACAAAAAGAUUAGGAGAACUAUUAUCAUGGAUAGGAGAUUCUGCAAUUGACAAUUUAAAUACAAUCAUACAGUAGAUAGUAAAAUGAAGUGUUAAUUUGUAGUUAGAAGAUGCUGAUGAAAUUAAGAAAAAUUUUAUUGCCCAAUUAGAGUAAAUCUGUGUGCUUUUGAAGACCAAAUAAAACAGUUAAGAACUCAUAAAACAACAUGUAGUUAAGGCUCUAUAGGAAUUAUUGAAAUCUAAUAAUUUCGAUGUAAUCAAUUGAUUUAUAAUAAGAUCAAAGAAUAGGCUGGAAAUUCUAUAAGCAUAGUUGCCAAAGAACUAAAUGAAAGAGACAGAGGAAAUCUCAUUUUGACCCAAGUUAUUCAGAUGGCUCAUGAUGACAAUAAUGACGAGAAUGUUAUAAUUGCCGUUAAAGUUAAUAACAUGAUGUAUUUUAUAGUUAUUCGGCCAACUGGCUGCAGAUUUCGGACCUGAAUUGUCGGAGUCAUUCAUAGCUUUGGAAAUCCUAUCCAAAGGAGAUGAUGCCAAAUAACCAAUACGCAAAGAGGCCGUUCUUCAAUUGGCUAACAUAGCUAAAGUUCUCUCUAAGGAUUUUAUUAAACAUAGACUAAUCCCAUUCUUUUCUAAGUAAUUUGAUGCAUUGAUUAAUUAAGAAAAACUGAAGAGAGAACAUGGUAAACAAGAAAGGCCUGUCUUGAUAUCAUAGUUAAAUUAGCUGAGUAGACAGAUACAGAAAACUUUGAUUUGAUCACUGGAAGAUUACUGGCAUUAUUAGAGUAAAUAAUACAAUUAAAUAUAAAAAGUGAUUAAAAUAAGUGGGUCAAAUAACACGCAUAUAAACAAUUAGGCAAAUACAUAUCAAUUAUCACAAAAUCAGAAAAUAUCAAUGAUAAACUCUUAGAAUUCUAUUUGAAGAUGAAUGAUUCUGACAUCAGAGAAUUGGGAAUUGAUAAUGAAGUAAUCUCAAUUAUGUAUUGAAGAUCGUCAUUGAAUGCGCCUUGUAUUUCCCAGCUGUCCUCUAAGUGUACACUGAGAAAAAGUGGCCUCAACUUAGCAAAUUGUUUUUGAAAUUGAUUAAUCAUAAAGAUAAGGUAUAGAUACAUCAUAUUUCUUUGAGAGUCAAAAAACCUUUGGCUUGUAGUAUACAUGUGCUAGCUAAAUUGUUGGGACCCUAAUUGGCCUACUCAGAAUUGCUUAAAGUCUUGGAACAAUUGCUUCAAGAUCCCAAUGAUGAAAUCAAACACGGGGCAGUUGAGAACUUGAGCUUGUUUUUUGAUGCCAUUGAAGAAUCUAAGAGAGCAUCGCUAAUUGAUAUUUUAUUGAUUAUAUAGAAGGACCAAAAGAAAUGGAGAAUCAGAGAAUUAAUUGCUAAAUAGAUUUCACACUUGGCUCAAGUGUUUGAUGUUGAGACUGUAUUUUCUAUCAUACUUCCAGUUUCAACUAAAUUGUGUAAUGAUAAUGUUUAUGCUGUUAGAAAAGCAGUAACUAUUAUAAUUUAAAUUAGGCUGCCAAACAAAUCUUUGAACUUUAUGAUAAAUUUCAAAAAAGUCAAAAUGAAUUAUAUUUCAGUGUUCUGAAAUAAAACAUUUUAGGUUUUGCCAAUAGUAAUAUGUUCAAUCAAAGAUAAAGGUAUUUUAUGUAUUCAAAAUAGUUUUGUCAUCAUGUGUGAAAAACUUAUGAGAUAUGAAUAAUUUCAAGUUGAUUUCCUUGAAGCUUUCAUACAUUUGGGAUAGGAUCCAAUUAAGAACGUCCGUAUUUCAGUUGCUAAAGUUCUUCAAAAACACUUAUUUAAACCCAAAACAUCAGAAAAAGAUGGUUUGUUUAGGGAAUAAACUUCUAUUUAAACUCUUUGGAAUUUAUUAACCAAAGAUAAUGUUGUAUUGAACUCCUUAAAUAACAAGAAGUAUCCCAUAACCAAGUAAGACAUUUAACAAUAUUUAGUUAAUUAAAAAGUCAAAUAACUUAAUUGACCUAAAGUUAAAUAAAACUCUAACAACCAGAAUAACAACAACAAUAAUAAUAAUAAUAAUAAUAAUAACAACAACAACAAUAACCUUUAACUGAUGAAGAAUAAUAACAAGCAAAUGGUCCAGCUCCUGAAUAAAAUUAAAUAACUCAAAAUCAAGAACUCAUGAUUUUAGAAGAACAAUUUGAAAAGAGUAAUCAUAUUGAACAAAAUCCCACUAAUAUUGAAUAGGUAGCAUAAGAAGAAGAACAAAUCAAGCAAGUUAUUGAUAACACUGAAAAUGUUGUAAAAGAAAAUAACUUUGAAGAGAACCAAUAAAAUUAAAUUCAAUUGGAAGCAGAUUUAAAUGAGGAAAAAUAAGAAAUCGAAAAUUAAUAGGAAUAAGAAUAAUAACAAAUUGAGUAAAAAGAAGUAGAGGACAAUUCCUAAAAUGUUAAGGAAAAUGAAGAAAAAGAAAUAGAGUAAGAAUGA
Paramecium octaurelia is the source of this 2694-nucleotide messenger RNA. The record is from the annotation of a GenBank genome assembly. Lineage: Eukaryota; Ciliophora; Oligohymenophorea; Peniculida; Parameciidae.